This is a messenger RNA of Bacillus rossius redtenbacheri, 3562 nucleotides long. RefSeq lists its product as uncharacterized. NCBI's taxonomy places the organism in Eukaryota, Metazoa, Arthropoda, Insecta, Phasmatodea, Bacillidae. The coding region runs from base 17 to 718 and encodes 233 amino acids. The record is from RefSeq and is a predicted model, not a curated record. The transcript is spliced from 5 exons.
AUAUUCUUAUUUUUAAAUGUUGACAAGGCGAGAACAUUUGUUAGUAAGGCCGUGGCAACAACAGCGAUUUAAAAAUCAUAGAAGAAAGGUACAGUCGGCACUGCCAGCAAUAGAUGUAGGUCCUCCUCCACCUCGCGGCCAUGUCUGCUGCAAGCUGAAGAAACUUCAGUGGGAAGAAGAACGAUGUGCACAGAUCGAGGAAGAUAACUUCAGACUGCUGCAGCGUAUGGGCUCCAUCAUGCAAACAAACCGCCUGGAUAACCACUGGCUUUCACAGCCACCAAAUUUCCUACAUCGAGUCGGAAUCUACAAGACCCGCCCAACUCAGUCAGCUGCCACUGACUCUGCGCUGACCAACACUCCAGAAGCACUGAGCCACAGGAAGAUUCGUUGCCAAGCAUGUAAUCCACAGAAAAUAAACAUGGCUCAGGUGAUCCCAGAAGAAAGAGUCCCAUGGGAACCACCUAAAAUAAAUGUCUCGCGACUCCUCAGUAGCGCUACCAGCAACACACAGAGUACAUUUACUACUACGUCGCAAAGAUCACACUCAAGAGAUGUUGACGCAUCUCCACACCGCGUGACUGUGACGCGCGGAAGUCUCCGCCUGCAAGUGGACUUCCCAGCGCAAGCCGGAGUGAAGAUCAAGAGUGGUCAGCAGGAACGAAUGCUACAGCGGGAAUACUGCCAGUGCAAGGCCACGCCUGGAAAGCACAUGUAAUCUCUACCGCACAGUGCAACCAACCCUCAGCGUUAUAUAGGAUCAUGUGCAACAACUGUAGCAUUACGCAGAGCUUGUACCAGCUCACAACUUACAUCAACUUGCACAAAAAUUUGCUCACUUUCUAAUCAUUACUUAUUUUAAAUCUUUUUAAUACUUGGCAGCAUGAAAUUGAUCUGCAUCGCAAUAAACUGCCAAGGCUUAAAAGCUAGCAUGGUCCUAAUGUUUAGACCCAAUGUAAUAUGUAACGCUCAGUUUUGGCCCAAAUGAUUGGACAGUGAACAGAGUGGUGUGAUCUGGUAUUUCAAAACUUAAAAUGAAAGAUCACGGUUCUGCCAACUUUUUAAGCAUCCAUAAUUUUCUUUUAGAGCAUUUAAUGAUUCAUUCACAUGUAGACUAGAGAAUUAAAAUUUGAGAAAUCACUGCAAGCAAAUGCCGUCUUGUGUAAAAAAUUCAUGCUUAAUCAACUGUUGUAAAAAACCAUUGGCUAGUAAACUGGAUUUUUUUGUACAUGUACUUGAUGAGAACACUGGAGACACAAAACACAUGCAAUACAAUUCAGGAAGCUUAAGCAGGGAUCUACAGUGGCUUACAUUAAUUAAAAGUUCCAGUAUUUGCCUAUUGAGAUUAAAAAAAAUAAUAUAUAAAAAUGGAUCCUCCAAUAUUUUAUGGUUGCAUCACCACACUCAGUAACAGGAUUAAUUAAGCAUUCACAAUCGGAUAAAAACCUUAGUUAAGUUAAGACUUAUUAGAAGAGAUAUUUUAGUUGACAAAUGAAUCAGGUUUCUUGUAGAUCUCAUGCCUCUUGUGCUAAUAAUGUACCUCAAUGCAACUCUGGUGAAAUAAAGCUCCCUGCACUUUCCCUACACUAGUACCACAUUCACCUAUGUAUGGUUAGCAUAUUUUAUGCCGAUUUUUAAUGUAAAAAAUUUACUACUACCCAUAUGCGAAUUUUGGGUUAAAAAAAAAAUUACUGUGUGGUUCAAUAUGUGCGUAAAUAAACAAACUAUGUUGGUUUUAAACAAAUAUAACUCUACGAGUAAGCAUUAAUUGUUUAAUCAAAAUAUCUCAGCAGUCACGUGAAUUUCCAUGAACAGCACAGUUAUUGCAAGUGUGUCUUGUCAGCCGCCCGACCUGUCAGGCCGCCGGCAAGUGACGCGUCAGCUGUGCUGCGAAGGCUUGGACGGCCCGGGAAGGGGGGGGGGAUAUCUAAAAAUAAACCACCAGAAGGGGGGGAGAGAGAGCGCUCGAGGCCAUAUGGAAGUUUUGAUGGUUUGCCCCUCUCUCUUCUUGUAAAUGUGCUGGUAGGACAUUAUUAACACAUUAACGUAUCUAUCUUGACAGCUGUUUAUAACACAACUGUGCCCAAUCGUUAUUGUUUAUGAAUGAGAUCUCCCAUGCUUUCAACUGAACAUACUGUGACCAGGGGCGUAGCCAGGGAGGGGGGGGUUUAGGGGUUCAACCCCCCCCCCUAGCACCAAAUCUUUAAUUAAUUUCUUAUUCAUCACUCAAACAAAUUUCAUAUUAAAAUUAAUAAAAUUUUUACCAUUACAAUAUUUAAAUUUAAGAACUGAAAACUGCUAAAAUAGCACUAUUUUACACCUUAAAAUCCAAAUUUUCCUGGGGGAGGACCCUCGGACCCCCCCCCCUUUAAUACAGGGGGGCCAUGCUUCUUAACACACCCCAUACACAAAUCCUGGCUACGCCACUGACUGUGACAAAACUGUAGAUAUCGCUGGUGUUUAUAAGAGCACCUUUAAUAUUAAUUAAUAGGAAGUGCAGGGAAUUGGAUGGGUCGUGAAUAUCUUCCCAUAGUAAACACACAAAGAAGAACCAAGUGUCAAAGUCCGUGGAUUUCUUAAGUGCCAAUAAGUUGAGAAAAGGAACACUUCCCUUGUAUCCACACAACUAGUAAAUACAGAUAUAUGGUUCUGAUACCCAUAAGCAGGGGUGAUCCUUACAGCGAAAAUGUUAAGAUUCUUUUGCCCAAAAUUAAGGGUGCUACCCAUAGGAUGGGGGGCUACCCUUCUGCUGGUACAUUCGGUACUUACAAUACUGUGCACCAAAUAUUUCAUGUCUAAAAAGUAUGUGAAAACACUCAUUUAAAACUUUUAGCUGCCCAAAAAAUACAUAUUAAAAAUGAAAAUAAGAAACAAAACUUGUACAGGCAAAUGUAAUGGCUCUUAAAUGAAAUGUUAUUCGUAAUCACUGUUUAUAAAUCUCGAAUGGUUUGUAAAUCACAAGUUAACUGCAAGAUAUUGAUGUGCCAUUUCUCAACAUGCCUAGGCAGACACCUUAAACAAGUUCAAUAAAAUUUCACCUCUGAGUUUUAUCACUUAUAAAUUUGACUUAAGUAUGUUUGUGCAACAUGUUUUCCAAAAUUAGCAAUUUCCUUACUCCUAAUUGUUUAAACAAUAUUUUUUCACACAAUUUUUUUUUACCCCCUUGAAAGAAUAUAUCUAAAAAUAAAAGUUUUAAACCAGUUUGUUAUCUGAAAUAAUAUUAAGUAUUAAACACUUUUAACCUAACAUGUUUAUAAAUUUCUAUAUUUUGGCAUAAAAAUAUAUAUAGUAAAUUAAAAUUUUGAAUAUAGUUUGUUGAGAAAACAUUAACAAUUAAAUUUAGCCCCAAAUUACAUUAACUACAUAUUCAAAAAUAUGCAGCACAUCAAAAAUUGAACACAUGUAUAAAUUACCAAAAAGUGAAUUGAAUACCUUAACUAAUUUUGAUUUCUUUGUAAGCACUUACAUUUUGUUUUGCUGUUCAUAAAAAUAAAAGUUAGGGGGUUGAAAGUGUAGGAGUAAAACAUCAGCACACACCACAAUACUACCAAAAAUAAAUAAA